CGUUUAAAACAUAAAAUUGUAAACUUCACUUGACAAAAAAAAAAUAUUUGGUGCAAAAAUAAAAUAUUUAAAGUGAUUAAAAAUAUAAAAUAUAAUAUUUGUGUUUCAUUAUAAACAAAUUAUUUGGUGAAAAAAACUAUAAAUUUAAAGAACAAGAAUAAAGCCAAUAUAUAAGAUAAUAAGAGAGAGAAAAGUAUUUGUUGAUAAAAAAUAUUAAUAAAUUUAAAAAGUAUAUAAAUGUAUGUAUAUUGGUUUAUGUGUGUAUAUACCAUACGUGUGUGCACAUUUUAAAAUCAAAGCCCCAACAACAAAAAAAAAUGUAUGGCAUGUGUUGUACACCACCAACUACAAACCAGCUAUAAAACAAAGUCUCUACAACAAUAACAACUCAAACUCAUCGCCCCCACCAUGACAAUUACUCCGAACGAAUACAGCGAUUUGCUUGCAUACUUCAGCAAUGAUUCAGCCGCCAAUAAUAUUCUCUCACUAGCGCUCACACAAUUAAAUGAAACCCACACAUUGACAGUUGGUAAUAUUUCAAGCGCUGCGGCGGAAUCGAAUAUGUACGCCACCACGAAUGACAGUAGCGACAUUAGCCUGCUCAUCAUGGUCACACAGCCGGCAAUGUACGCGAAUGCGUCUGCGAACGCAAGCGACUACGGCGACAACGAUGCGAGUGCGGUGAUGAAUCGCAGUGCGAUCGUGGUGCCGGCGGGGGGACGACGUAUGCCGACCGAGAUGCCGUUCUGGCUAAUACUCUGCUAUAGCAUAAUAUUUCUCUGUGCCAUAAUUGGCAAUUUGUUAGUGAUAUCGACGCUAAUACAGAAUCGUCGUAUGCGCACUAUUACUAAUCUUUUUUUGCUGAAUUUGGCAAUAUCCGAUAUAUUGUUGGGGGUCUUCUGCAUGCCGGUGACAUUGGUUGGUACCCUGUUGCGUGAUUUUAUAUUCGGCGAGUCCUUCUGCAAGCUCAUACCAUUUUUGCAGGCGAUUUCCGUGGCUGUCUCCUCAUGGACGCUCGUCGCCAUAUCCUGCGAACGCUACUAUGCCAUCUGUCAUCCGCUUAGAUCGCGCGCAUGGCAAACGCUCAAUCAUGCCUAUCGCAUUAUCGGCUCCAUUUGGGUAUGCAGUCUUAUUUGCAUGACGCCCAUAGCGAUAUUUAGUCAAUUGAUGCCGACCAGCCAGGGUCUACGCAAAUGCCGUGAACAAUGGCCCGCAGACAGCGUCGUCUACGAGCGCUCCUACAACAUUUUUCUGGAUCUCGUUUUAUUGGUAUUGCCAUUGCUAAUACUCAGCUUCGCUUAUAUGCUAAUAACACGCACGCUCUAUGUGGGCAUGCAGAAUGAACGUGCCAUGAUUUUUGGCAGUGUCGCACCGAUUGUGGCAGGUGGCAGCGGUGCCGGUGGUGGUGGUGGUGGAAAAUUGUGCAGUGAGCUGGAAACUUUUACUACCGCUUUGGUACCAAAUCCCGCCGCAACAUUGACUACAACAGCAACAACGACAAAGAAAACAACGAAUCGAUUUCAAUUCAAUGUAUCGUUUCGUGUACGUGGGCGCAGCGCUUGUAGCAGCAGCGUUGAUGAUUUGGAUGAACAGCAACAACAACACAAUGCGAUGAAAAAAUCGAAAUCACAGUGCCGUCAAUUACAACAACAAUCAAUGCAGGAACAACCAAAACAAUACAGCGAACCGAACCAACCAUGCUACGACGACAUCGGUUCGUCGCAGGCGAUUGCAACCACGGCUGUAUCGCAUAAGCGUAAAUUGCUGACGGCGACAGAUGGACGCCGUCAUUUGUAUUGCAUACGUUCCGGCUCGAUAAAAUCACUCAAUCAUAACAACAACGAUCGCAACGGUGGCCUGGGCAGCAGCAAGAGCACAUCGACGUCCUCAUCGAUGACGGUGAUUAAUGUUCCGCAGCAGCAACGCUUCAAGCUUUAUCAGCAGCGACACCAAAGCCAACAGCAGCUACAUCAGCACCAACAGCAACAGCAACAACAACAGCUGCAAAUGUAUAUGCAGCAGCAAGAUAUCGAGCGAAGUAAAUCAACGUCGACACCGAGUCUGCGGUUACACGAUACCGCAUUAAGGAGAUCCAACAAAACGAAGAGUCUGGAGAGUAAGAAGCGUGUUAUUAAAAUGCUCUUCGUGCUUGUGUUGGAGUUCUUCAUCUGCUGGACACCGUUAUAUAUCAUCAACACAGUGGCGAUGUUCAUCGGGCCGGUAAUUUACGAAUAUGUGGGCUAUAGAUGGAUACCGUUUCUGCAAUUGCUCGCUUACUCGAGCAGCUGUUGUAAUCCGAUUACGUACUGCUUUAUGAAUGCGGGUUUUCGGCGCGCCUUCCUCGACACUUUCAAGGGCAUCCAGCUGAGCGGUUUUUUAUUUCGGCGCAAAAACUCAUCCAACAACUCGGUGGCGGGAAACUCCAUUAUAAUGGCCAACAGCGGCACCAUAAUGACUACAAACACCAUGCUGGACAGUCCGCGACUCUGAGGGCAAAAGCGGCGCCGACCAGGACCGAACUCCAAAUGGCAACGACAGAUGUCUGAUUCGGUGUAGGCGGCCUGAUUGCCUACGUGGUUGUGUACGUGGGUGUGUGAGUGUUUGUGUAUAUGUGUGCGUGGGCUUUUAUAAAAUUUAUCGCAACAGAUUUUAAUGUUAUUAUCCAUAAUUGUUAUUUGCGUGUAUAUAUGUAUGUAAGCAGCAGCGGCAGCACAUAAUGCUAAGUUUGGCUAAUUACAUAGCCUACGCUGUGUGGUUAAAAUCCCGUUAUUAAUUAUUCCAUUCAAAUGUCAGUUGUAAAUACCAGAUAAAAUUAAUGAGAAAUUUUUGAAAAAUUUUGUCAAAAUCCAAAAUUGUAAUAAAUUCAAUUACAAAUCGUUCGAAUGUGUUAAUAUUGCUUUGUGGCUCAGCAGUGAUAAUUGAACAUGCUAUACUUAUAUUUGCAUGUAGGUGUGCCGAUAAUAAACUCAUAAUAAAGUUGUGAUUUUUAAGGAUGAGGCAACCAGAGAUUCGUCGGACUAGGUUUCACAUUUUGGCUUUUAUAUAAAUUGGAAUGCGAUUAGUGUGUAAAAUAACCAAUAACUAACAACAAAUUUGACUAAAUAUCAUAUAAUAAACAAAAAUAAACAGUUUAGCAAGUUUAGCAAAAUAUUUGUGUGUAUUUGUAAUCCAUGUAAAUAUAUAUGUACAUUUUGAAAUAGUAUCUAUGUUUGUACGUACAGUUGUUUAUUCAUCCGUUUGUCAAUGUUACUCAAAAUACAUAUACAUAUAUAUAUGUACAUAUAAUUCGAAAUCCAACAAAUUUCAUUAAUUUUAUUCAAAUUCGCUUUCAAAUAUAAAAUUAAGCAACUCUUUUAUUUUUAUGCUGUAAAACUGAAUAAAAUGUGAAAUUAACAAAAAAAA
Bactrocera oleae (olive fruit fly) is the source of this 3402-nucleotide messenger RNA. Its product is annotated as gastrin/cholecystokinin type B receptor. Gene Ontology annotation, biological process: neuropeptide signaling pathway. Lineage: Eukaryota; Metazoa; Arthropoda; Insecta; Diptera; Tephritidae. Gene Ontology annotation, molecular function: neuropeptide receptor activity. Gene Ontology annotation, cellular component: plasma membrane. The record is from RefSeq and is a predicted model, not a curated record.